AUGUCAAUUGCCUAUAUAACCGGCGGUCAAUAUGUUCCCAUGCAAAAUGCAAAAUUACUUGCACAAGUCAUCAUUGGCGGUGUUAAAGAAGAAAUUUCAAUUGAAAAAUUGAUGCAAGAUGUCCAGGAGGAUAUCGAAAAAGAAAUGAAACAAGCCGAGGCAGAAGGAGUAAAUGAAGAAGAAAUAGCAACACGAGUUAAUCAUAUGCUGUUAGCAAAAAAUAUAAAGUCAAAGCAAUUUCAAAGUCCAACAAGCAUAUCAGUGGCAGCCAAAGAACAGUAUUCGAAAUAUAGUGAUAUGGGAGAAUUGAGAAAAAAUUACAAAAUCGAACCAAGUUCAUACUCGGCCCCUGGACAUGCAACGAAAGAUAUGAGUUACUCACGGCGUGCGGCAAAAAGUAAACCAGCGUCAUAUAUUGGUGGACUCCUGUCAUCAUUGACAGGCGAACAAAAGAAAACGACAGUGGAAGAGUCCGAGGAUGCACCACCGACAGAAAUGACAUACGGUUUAAAAGAAGAACAAGAUAUAAGCAUGGAACAAACAGAACGUAUCGUACAAAAAAUGAGAAGUCGAAAAUAA
Molecule: messenger RNA, 579 nt
Organism: Didymodactylos carnosus
Lineage: Eukaryota; Metazoa; Rotifera; Eurotatoria; Philodinida; Philodinidae
Source: the annotation of a GenBank genome assembly